ACUCACACAAAGGCUCUGCUUGCACCAUCCGUGAGCGAUGCUCUAGAAAACAGUGGGACCAUGAAGGGCUUAGGAGACAACAGAAGCCGCCACCUCUCUGAUAACCUGGACUCCCCUCAAGACUCUCUUUAUGCCCCCCAGGACAGGAACCCAUAUCUCCUCAGCCCCACUGACUCCUUCACCAUGGAACCUCGAUUCCCAGCCCAGAACACCCUCCAUGGUGACUGUCUCCUUCCACUCAACAACCAGAUCUCCAAUAGCAGCACUUUCCCCCGCAUCCAUUACAACUCCCACUUUGAGGUCCCAGAUGAGAGCCCUUUUCCAAGCCAUGCCCAAGCCACCAAAAUCAACCGCUUGCCUGCAAACCUCCUUGACCAGUUUGAGAAACAGCUGCCCAUCCACAGAGAUGGCUUCAGCACCCUCCAGUUUCAGAGGAGCGAUGCAAAACACCGGAGUGAAAGCCCUGGGCGGAUCCGGCACCUUGUCCACUCCGUCCAGAAACUAUUUGCCAAGUCCCAGUCUCUGGAGGGCCCCACCAAAGGCAAUGUGAACGGUAAGAAAGGGGCUGAUGACCCCAAGCAGAACCGAAGGAGCAAGAGCAAAGACCGAGUAAAGACUUCCGAGCCCAAGCGCAGGACCAGAUCCAACAUAUCAGGCUGGUGGAGCUCAGACGACAACUUAGACAGUGACACCUGCAGCUACCGCAACCCAAUGGGCCUCAUGACACUGGGCCGGCAGCCGGACCACAGCCAGCCGAAGUACUUCAUGCAUGCUUACAACACCAUCAGCGAGCACAUGCUGAAAUCCUCCAAGAGCAAUAACGACCUCAAGGUCACCCCUUGCACCAAUAUCCCCAUUAACAAUGACUCCAACUACAUUAAGAGGGGCUCCUGGUCCACGCUGACACUCAGCCACGCUCGGGAAGUGUGCCAGAAGGCCUCAGCCACAAUCGACAAAGCCUUGCUGAAAUCCAAGUCCUGCCAUCAAGACUUGGCCUACCACUACCUGCAGCCUGACGGAGGGCUGUGGGCACAGCUGGGUGGCGUGAGCCCGGCCAGCAGCUGGGCAGCCCCACCGCUCGGCUGGGAGGACACGGGUGCCGCCCCACUGCCGCCGAGCGAGCCCCCACGGAGGUGGGACCAGCCCCUGAGCCCCGGGCCGACCGACGCAGGCAGCGGCCAGGUGCCUCAGGGGGAGUGGAACAACACGCUGUCUCGGGACAAAGACAGUGAGAUCCCAUGCCGGCGCAUGCGGAGCGGGAGUUACAUCAAAGCCAUGGGGGAUGAUGAUAGUGAAGACUCAGAAAGCAGCCCCAAACCAUCCCCAAAAACUGCAGCUCGGAGGCAGAGUUACCUCAAGGCCACCCAACAGUCCCUGAGUGAGCAGAGCACCACCCAAAGGAGCCUGGACCGCCUGGACUCUGUCGAGAUCCUCCUACCUCCAAAGUUCCCAACCUGGGAGGAAGAAUACAACCAGAUCUCCGACAGUGUCAAUGACUCCAGUUGCAUCAACCAGAUCUUUGGACCCCCCUCACUUAUCCCUCAGAUAUUUACCCAUGGAGAGCAGGCGAGAGAGCCGGAGCUGGGGGAGCAGUACGAGGCGGUCUGUGACUCUACCUACAGCGAGGCCGAGUCAGCGGCCGCCGAGGUGCUGGACCUGCCCCUGCCCAGUUACUUCCGCUCCCGGAGCCACAGCUACCUCCGAGCCAUCCAAGCGGGCUGCUCCCAGGAUGAGGACACCAGCUCUGUCCGCUCCAUCUCCCCCCCGCCAGCAGGCAGCCUCAGCGGCAGCAGGACCCUGCCCACCAACAGUUUCUGUGGGGGAGCGUCUCUGACCUUGCUCUGGUCGGUGGGCAAGGAUGCUGCCAGGAUGGCUGAGUUGAAGUCUCUGGAUAUGGGUGCUGAAACAGCUGAUGGGCUCUGGUUGCAGAUUUAG
Molecule: messenger RNA, 1935 nt
Organism: Centrocercus urophasianus (Greater sage-grouse)
Lineage: Eukaryota; Metazoa; Chordata; Aves; Galliformes; Phasianidae
Gene: DLGAP4
Product: DLG associated protein 4
Exons: 7
Coding region: 61-1935 (624 amino acids)
Biological process (GO): signaling
Cellular component (GO): postsynaptic specialization; glutamatergic synapse
Molecular function (GO): molecular adaptor activity
Source: RefSeq, a predicted model, not a curated record